Molecule: messenger RNA, 2253 nt
Organism: Lontra canadensis (Northern American river otter)
Lineage: Eukaryota; Metazoa; Chordata; Mammalia; Carnivora; Mustelidae
Gene: LRRC45
Product: leucine rich repeat containing 45
Exons: 17
Coding region: 221-2233 (670 amino acids)
Cellular component (GO): centrosome
Molecular function (GO): protein binding
Source: RefSeq, a predicted model, not a curated record
GAGCGGCCCCCUGCCCACCACGGCCCCCCGCCGUCAUGGGGUCUCCCUCCUGGAGAACCAGUUCGGUUGGUCCCUCGGUGCGCGGCUGCUGAGGACCUCGGGGCCCUCGUGCUCCACCCUGAGCUGCCCGGCGCCGUAGGCCCCCACGGGAGAGGCCCUUAGGGAGGGGGCCUGGCAGUGCCCGCGGGCCCGCGGCGAGGCGCGUCCCUACGAGCGUGCCAUGGAGGAGUUCCGGCACUGCUACAGCCGGCUGUGCCGGGAGAGCGGGGCCGAGCCCCAGGAGACUGUCCUGCAGAAACUGCAGGAGCUGCCGCGGGGCCGACUGGACCUGGCCACCCAGAGCCUGACGGUGGACACCUGCCGGGCCUUGGGCAAGCUGCUGCAGAAGGAGGCCCUGCUGACGGAGCUCAUCCUGAGCGACUGCAUGCUGAGCGAGGAAGGGGCCACACUGCUGCUCCAGGGGCUGUGUGCCAACACCAUUGUGCGGUUUCUAGAUCUAAAGGGCAAUAACCUCCAAGCUGCGGGCACUGAGGCUCUGGGACGACUUCUGCGACAGAACAAGUCCAUUCAGAGCCUCACCCUCGAGUGGAACAACCUGGGCACGUGGGAAGAUGCCUUUGCCGCCUUCUGCGGGGCCCUGGCAGGCAAUGGCACCCUCCGGCAGCUCGACCUCCGUAACAACCAGAUCAGCCACAAGGGUGCAGAGGAGCUGGCCUUGGCCCUGACCUGUAACGCCAGCCUCCAGCAGCUGGACCUGCGCUGGAAUAACAUUGGCCUCCUGGGGGGCCGGGCCCUGGUGAACUCUGUGCCCCGCAACAGAGCCCUGUGGAGGCUGGAGCUGGCUGGGAACAAUGUCCCAGGGGACGUCCUCAGAGCCGUGGAGCAAGCCAUGGACCGAAACCGGGAGCGGCAGACCACUUCCAGAGAGAACCAGGCCCGCACCCACGUGCUCAGCAAGGAGGUACAGCACCUCCAGGAAGAGAAGUCCAGGCAGUUUCUGGACUUGAUGGAGACGAUUGAUAAGCAGAGAAAAGAGAUGGCCAGGACCGGCAGGGCGUCGGCCGCACGUGUGGAGCAGCUUCAGGAAGCCCUAAAUGAGAGACAUUCGGUCAUCAAUGCCCUCAAGGCCAAGCUGCAGAUGGCGGAGGCUGCCCGGGCUCUGUCCGAGCAGAAGGCCCAGAGCCUGGGGGAGCUCUUGGCUGCCGCAGAGCAAGAGCAGCAGAGCCUGGCGCAGAGACAGGCGAAGGAGCACAGGCUAGAGCAGCAGGAGGCAGCAGAGCGGGAGUCUAAGCUCCUCAGAGACUUAUCCGCUGCCAACGAGAAGAACCUUCUUCUGCGAAACCAGGUGGACGAGCUGGAGCGGAAGGUGAGGUCUCGGCAGGAGCAGCUGUUCCUGGCCCGGCAGGAGCUGAGCAGCGUGACGGCGGAGCUGAAGAUGCGGGCCAGCCAGGCCGAGGAGCGUCUGGAAUUGGAGAAGAAACGGUCCCGACAGAGCUUGGAAGACUUGGAGCAGCUGCGGGCCAAGGAGGUGGAACACGUGACUCGUCACCUGGAAGACAGUGAGAGGGCCAUGCAGGAAAGGGUACAGAGGCUGGAGGCCUCGCGCCUAUCCCUGGAGGAGGAGCUGAGCCGGGUGAAGGCGGCGGCUCUCAGCGAGCGUGGCCAGGCUGAGGAGGAGCUCAUCAAGGCCAAGAACCAAGUCCGCCUGGAGGAGCAGCAGCGCCUGGCUCACCUGGAGGAGCAGCUGCGGCUGCUGGCGCGGGCUCGGGACGAGGCUCAGAGCGCCUGCCUGCAGCAGAGGCGGACGGUGGCCGACGCCCAGGCCCGGGCCAGCCAGCUGGGCCUGCAGGCUGAAGGCCUGAGGCGGCGCCUGGAGGAGCUGCAGCAGGAACUGGGCAACAAGGACCAAGAGAAGGCGGCAGAGGUGAGCAGGGUCCGGGUGGAGCUGCAGGAGCAGAAUGGCCGCCUGCGGGCAGAGCUGGCAGCCCAGGAGGCGCUGAGAGAGAAGGUGGCGGCCCUGGAGCGCCGGCUGAAAGUGAUCGCAAGUGACCACCGGGAGGCGCUUCUGGACAGGGAGAGUGAGAACGCCUCUCUCCGGGAGAAACUUCGGCUCAAGGAGGCAGAGAUCGCUCGGAUCCGGGAGGAGGAGGUCCAGAGGGCCAACCUCCUGCAAAAUGCUGUCCUGGCCUACGUGCAGGGGUCUCCUCUGAGAGCUAUGAGCCCCCAGAAGUGAAGGGAGGCAGGAGCCUGGGG